AAAAUUUAAUAGUACGAUAAAUUUUGUUUUGCUAUGUAGUAUUAUUUUGAUAGUCUUACGGGAAAGAAUACAAUUAACUAGAAAGCUUCCGGAUUUUAACUAUUCGAAAGAAAAGAAAUUUCGAUUUUUAAUGGCGUUAGCAAAACCACCACCAAUUGAAAAUUUUGAAUUAUUUUUGGAGAAUAAUCUUAAAAAUGGAUCAAAAGUUAUAUCAUAUACAAGUAAAUAUUUAACAAAACCAGGUGAUAAUUAUGGUAGCUGCAUGUUAGCUGUGACAGCAAAUAUAAAACAUUCAAAUGGAUUAAAUGAAAUUUUAGAAUUAGUUGUAAAAAUGCCACCAACAAAUGAAUUGUAUUGGAAAAUUUUUGAGCCUCAACGAACUUGUUUAACGGAAAACCUAGUUUAUAAUGUAUUAAUUCCGAUAUUAAAACAAAUUCAAUUAGAUGCUAAAAUAACAAAUAAUGAUGAUCUAUUAAAUGUUUUUCCAAAAUGUUAUGGAACAAGGAUUUCAUUAUUAAGCGAUACAAAUAUUGUUGAUAAAAAUGCUAUUUUAAUUUUGGAAAAUUUAGUUUCUUUGGGUUAUAAAGUUGCUGAUAGAUUAGAAAGUUUUGACUAUAAACAUACAAUUAUUGCAUUAAGAGAUUUGGCUAAAUUUCAUGCUCUACCAAUGUCUUUAAGAAUCUUAAAACCGAAGAUUUUUAAAGAAAAUAUAAUGCCGUAUUUAAGAAGAUUUGAUAUUACGAAAAAUUUUGGUAAAGAUUUAAAUGAUAAAUUGAUUAAGAAUGCUAAGAAAGAUAUUGAGUCUUUAAAAGACUUUUCAUCCGAAGCUUUUAUGAAAAAAGUGGAUUAUUUUAUAGAUAAUUCAUGCAAAUAUAUGGCUAAUACAAAUGAAUGUGAGGAUAGUUUAUUUACUACGAUUGCACAUUAUGAUUUUUGGGUCAAUAAUAUGAUGUUCCUAUAUGAUAAAGAUGAAAAUCCUGUAAAAAUUAAGAUUUUAGAUUUUCAAAUAGCUCAAUAUGAAUCAUUAGCACAUGAUGUAAUUUUCUUCAUAUUUACAAGUGUUAAAUCAGAACUUAUUCAAGAACAAUAUGACCACUUUCUGAAGGUUUAUUACGAUGAAUUUACUAAAUGUUUAUUAUUAUUGGGGUGUGAUACAUCAGGAUAUUCUUUUGAAAAAUUCAUGGAUGAAAUUAAACGAAUUGCACCAGUGCAAUUCUUUCAUAUAAUUUCAAUGUUUAAAAUUAUAUUUAUAGAAAAACAUGGCUUGCCAGAUGAUUUUAGCGAUAUGAAUGAAAAUACCUUGGAUAAUGAAAAUGCUUAUUCGGAUAAAUAUUUUAAUAAGUUAAAAGAAUUUUUAAAAUUUUAUACAAAGAGAGGUUAUUUAGAAUGCUGAUUAAAAAUAUAGAAUUUUUCGAAAAAAUUUUAAUAAAAACCAAAUUUAUAUAGUUUUGUAUAAUAAAGAAAUGAAGACAGAAGCUCUUAGUUUAGAAUAAUGAUUGUAAAACAUUAUAAAUAAAAUGAGAGAUUUUAGUA
Molecule: messenger RNA, 1533 nt
Organism: Condylostylus longicornis
Lineage: Eukaryota; Metazoa; Arthropoda; Insecta; Diptera; Dolichopodidae
Exons: 5
Coding region: 131-1393 (420 amino acids)
Source: RefSeq, a predicted model, not a curated record